Messenger RNA from Penicillium mononematosum, 1074 nucleotides. RefSeq lists its product as uncharacterized. The record is from RefSeq and is a predicted model, not a curated record. The coding region runs from base 1 to 1074 and encodes 357 amino acids. The transcript has 5 exons. Lineage: Eukaryota; Fungi; Ascomycota; Eurotiomycetes; Eurotiales; Aspergillaceae.
AUGAAUCCACCUGACCACAUCUCUAUUGAAGCAGAAUUGGAUGCAAACAUCAACCAGCGGAAGUGGAACCCCAAGAAUGUCCGCCUGUCGGAUGCAGGUGUCAUCUACGCCCUUCUGACCUUGCCUGCGGAUUAUCGCAUCCGAUACCUGGCCUACGACUUUGAUAGCCGAGGGGACGUACGAAAAGAACGAGUUCCCAAAGCACCCACUGUUGCCUUUUACUGGAAUAACCAGCGGACGCUUGUCGCCUGGAAAGGUGUUUAUGUCUUCACAGGGGGGGGACAACAGUUUUUCGAAGCUGGUCUGGUGGUCGCAUCCUCUCAUGUAAAGACGUUUGAUACCCUCAAUGUCCAGUUGACCGAGUAUGAAAGUGUAUCCGGGUAUCAGAAGAUGGGACUUCUUUUUGGGUUCAAUACCUUGAUUGGUCCCGGCGCUGACGCUGCCGACACGAACGAAGCAAUUCAACAAGACCAGUGGCCUUGCACGGCGUGGAAAAACAAGUUGUCUCCGGAUGCGGAGUUCAAGCGGCGGACCAGCGACUUCAUCAACUUCAUCAGAAUCCAGUGGGGGGCAUUUGCCGAUCCGACAAAAGAGAACUGGAGAGGAGCCCAAACCAAACAGUUUACGAUUCCGAUAACUCGGCUACGUUCGACACUUUGGGCCGAGCUAGCAGGCGUCGAAUCGCCUCCCAAAUACUGGGAGCUAUUCACGGCCGUCGGUACAAUGGAGACCAUGCAUCAGAGGUGGCGUCACAACCAUAUGGCUGUUAAACUGGUCCAACACAAUAUUUCGCCAUCUGAAGCCACUGUUAUCCGCGACCUUAUGCAGACCUUGAGCCCAAAGCUUAGGUUCUUGCUUCUAGGCAUUGGCGUCGACGAAGAUCGUCUUGCUCUUGAAAAUGCUUUUAGCUACAACUCAGCCAUGGCCUACAUGAACUUUUACACCUACUUUCGGACCCUCGCCCUCCCCAAAGCUGAGACCCCACAGCCGUCCAUUAAGUUGGAACAGCAAGAGGAAAGUGACAGUGGUCCUCGACAGUACGCCGAGAUCCAAGAGAUGAACUUUUGGGCAUAA